Scleropages formosus (Asian bonytongue) is the source of this 1186-nucleotide messenger RNA. RefSeq names its product annexin A4 (gene anxa4). The record is from RefSeq and is a predicted model, not a curated record. The transcript has 13 exons. Gene Ontology annotation, molecular function: calcium-dependent phospholipid binding; calcium ion binding; phosphatidylserine binding. Lineage: Eukaryota; Metazoa; Chordata; Actinopteri; Osteoglossiformes; Osteoglossidae. The coding region runs from base 122 to 1087 and encodes 321 amino acids. Gene Ontology annotation, cellular component: cytoplasm; plasma membrane; vesicle membrane.
UCCACACCCACACGCCGGUGACUCAUAAAGCCCGCUGAUCGUCCAUAAGCUCCUUCAUCUGAAGGAUCUUCCGCCUGCUCCAGCUGUCUCCCACCACAUCCUUUGAAACCUACUUGUUACCAUGGCAGCGUUGGGCAACCAAGGAACUGUGACAGAAGCAGCAGGCUUCAACCCUGAGGAUGAUUCCAAGCGCCUCAGGGAGGCCAUGAAGGGAGCAGGUACCAAUGAGGCCACCAUUAUUGAGAUCCUGGCACACCGCACCAUAGCCCAGAGGCAGAGCAUCAAGGAGGCCUUUAAACGAUCAGUGGGGAAGGACCUGCCAGAUGAGCUGCGCUCAGAGCUGACUGGAAACUUUGAGAAGGUGGUGCUGGGCUUGCUGAUGCCUGCACCUGUGUAUGAUGCCUAUGAGCUAAGGAACGCCAUAAAGGGUGCUGGCACAGAUGAGGCCUGCCUGAUCGAGAUUCUCGCCUCUAGAACCAACGAUGAGAUUAGGGCUCUGAGGACCUGUUACAAGACAGAAUAUGACCGCGAUCUGGAGGAGGACAUUUGUGGCGACACAUCUGGAAUGUUCUGUAGGGUCCUGGUGUCUCUACUCACAGCUGGCCGUGACGAGAGCACUACAGUCAAUGAGGUGCAAGCGGUGCAGGAUGCCAAGGAACUCUACGAGGCUGGGGAAGCACGGUGGGGCACGGACGAGGUCAAGUUCCUGACUGUGCUCUGCGUGAGGAACAGAAACCACCUGCUGCAAGUGUUUGAGGAAUACCGUAAGAUCUCUGGCAGGGACAUUGAAGACAGUAUAAAGAGGGAGAUGUCCGGCUGUCUGGAGGAUGUCUUACUAGCCAUCGUGAGGUGUAUGAAGAGCAAGACGGGGUUCUUUGCAGAGCGCCUAUAUAAAUCCAUGAAGGGUCUCGGUACUACAGACAGCAUCCUGAUCCGGGUCAUGGUAUCUCGUGCUGAGAUUGACAUGGUGGACAUCAAGGCAGAGUUCCUCAAGAUGUAUGGCAAGACGCUCUACUCUUUCAUCAAGGGUGACACUUCAGGCGACUACAGGAAAAUCCUGCUGGAGCUCUGUGGGGGAGAAAAGUAAGGCAGCUUGUAACUCUGACAUCAUUGACAAGUGCCAGCACUUCUAGUCCCCAUUUCUGGUGCUUUUUCAAAUCUGGUGAUUUUUGUUUGUCAUAAGGAU